Anopheles gambiae (African malaria mosquito) is the source of this 591-nucleotide messenger RNA. RefSeq names its product DNL-type zinc finger protein. The transcript has 2 exons. The record is from RefSeq and is a predicted model, not a curated record. Gene Ontology annotation, biological process: protein folding; protein import into mitochondrial matrix; protein stabilization. NCBI's taxonomy places the organism in Eukaryota, Metazoa, Arthropoda, Insecta, Diptera, Culicidae. The coding region runs from base 93 to 524 and encodes 143 amino acids. Gene Ontology annotation, molecular function: zinc ion binding; protein-folding chaperone binding. Gene Ontology annotation, cellular component: mitochondrion.
CAGCUCGUUUGCGGCGCCGUGUUUGUUUUGCUUUGGAUUCUCCACGAAUCGGUCGGGUUUGCACCAGCGCGCGACGAAAUAGCUGUGAUAAAAUGGCUCUAGCACGCAGCUUCUUGCGGUUAGUUUGGCGAAGCAAUGUGUACCAACUAGCUACACCAGCACAGACAAGGACAACAUACCGGUUGGCCAGCUUGGGAUGGAAUUCCAGUCCACGAAAUUCGUUUUGCACUAAUGUUACAGCGCUUGAAGCUCAACAGAGUGGCCCAAAUGAAGAGGUGGGUAGGAUACAGCCCCGCAAAAUGAACCUCAUAUAUACGUGCAAGGUGUGCAACCAUCGGAACAUGCACAUGAUAUCCAAGCAAGCGUACGAGAAAGGUGUCGUGAUAGUGACGUGCGAUGGAUGCAGCAAUCAUCAUUUGAUCGCAGACAACCUGAACUGGUUUACCGACCUGAAUGGGAAGCGCAAUAUUGAAGAGAUACUGGCCGAGAAGGGUGAGAAGGUUACGAAAAUAUUUGAAAAGUAGACGGAAGGCUGGGUAGAAUUCCCUGUUGUAAAUAAAAUUGUUCCGGAUUCUGUUAUAAUUGCGCUAA